Messenger RNA from Cutaneotrichosporon oleaginosum, 2048 nucleotides. RefSeq lists its product as uncharacterized. Gene Ontology annotation, molecular function: protein binding. Lineage: Eukaryota; Fungi; Basidiomycota; Tremellomycetes; Trichosporonales; Trichosporonaceae. Gene Ontology annotation, cellular component: cytoplasm. The record is from RefSeq and is a predicted model, not a curated record.
CUCUUCAUCUCUCUUCAUCUCUCUACCCGCUCUCCACCCCUCUUUCCAUCUCCCCGCCCUCACAGCAUGUCCUUCCCAACACUAGGCCUCGGCCGCCCUCCGCAGCCCAACUCCUCCCCACCAAUUAGCGGGCGCGACUACCUCGUCAAGCUCCACAAGUAUCUCUCGGCCAACCUCGCCCGACUCGCGCCCCCCUUGAGACACAAGAACCAGGACGCGACAUGGUUGCAGCAAUCCUACACUCUUCUAACACUCGGCCUCGACCCGAACAGCGCGCCACUCAGCCGAUCGCUCAAGGUGCCCCUCACACUCGGCUUCGGCGCCCCCGCACCCCCACAACAGCGGCACACCAAGCCGGUUCUGCUGCGGCUCCCCCCCGACAAGCUUCUCUAUUUGCUGCUGCGAUGGCAGAGCGUCUCCCAGUCGCUGCCGCAUGUAGGCAGGACGGAUGUCCCGGUGCCAGAAGGGAUCGCGGGUUCUGUGCGGGGACCGCGAGAUGGGCGAUACGGCGACGGCGAUGUUGAGAGCGUGCGUAGUUGGGUGGGGAGCAUCCGCAGCGUAAGCAGCCGCGUCCCUAGUGGCUGGUGGAGGCCUCAAGAGGUUGAUGAGGACAAGCUUCUCCUCGAGCUGUACACCGUCUUCAACGCUCUCCCUGGCCUGCUCAUCCACCCGCCGUUCAAUACCGAUCCGCCCGUGGCCGAGCUGCUUGAAGCGGGCGGAUACACUCUGGUCGGUGGCGUGGACGUGCGAGUGCCCUUGGAUGUCAUGCGGAAUCUUCAGAUUCUCGAGCUCGACAGCUUCGAUCCGCGCGGGCUACUCAUCCCACCCAACGCGCUCUUGCACAGCCUCACAGUGCACGACCUCGAGGAUGCAGAUGACUGGAUUGUCGAAUUACUCGUCGAUGUGCCACAGCAGCUCGGCGGCAACGGCCUUGCUGUGCGCGGCGUAGACACGCCUGUCGAGUCACCGAUGAGCGAGCCGGACAGCUUGUUGGAACGAUCGCCGGAACCGCAAACACCACGCUUCCCCAAUCUACGACACUUGAGUAUUCAUCACGCCGGCCUCCUCUCGCUUCCCACACUUCCCCUUACGUCCGUCACCCAUCUCGACCUCUCGGGCAAUCUUCUGAACGCAAUCCCAGAUCUGUCGAGCCUGCACAAUCUCCUGUCGCUCAACCUUUCAUACAACGUUAUCACGAGCUUGCGCAACGCACCCCAGUCGCUCGGUAACGUGACCACGCUUAAUCUCGCACACAACCGCAUUGACUGCCUUGUUGGUCUCGAGCGUGUUCUUGGUCUGAAGCGCGUCGACAUUCGUGCCAACGAGCUUCCCGAAGCUGGGGAGGUAGGGCGCCUGGCGGUGCUGCCGCACAUUGAAGGGGUGUGGGCCGCAGCCAAUCCCUUCGCAAGUCCCGAUAGUGACUGGAGGGUCGAGGCAUCGGCGUUCUUCGCAGGGGAAGGGCGCGAGGUUGUACUGGAUGGUACACCGUUGACGUGGGCAGAGGGCAGACGGGUGGAUGCGGCGCUUGCGGCUCGCGGAAAGCGGCGACCACGUACGGGGCCAGCUUCCAGUGCUCCACCCACCGCACCGGCCAGCGCAGCAAACACGGCACCCAACUCGCCUAGACCCGCCCUCGACGUCAAGACGAAAACUGCGGGCGUCGCCGGCGGGUUGGCACCGCCGUCGCCUGCGCGUGCUGGCGCCCGCUCGCCAAUAGGGUCCCCGACGAAACCGCAAAUGCUGGGCGACCGCGAGGCGCUGUCGACCCCAUCACCGGGUGGAUCGCCGACGAAAUCGCCCCCGCCCGAAGAUCCGUUCACGCGGACGCCGGUGCGCAAGGCGAAGAAGAAGCGCGCGAAGCGGAGGGUGGUGAAUCUCGAUGAAGAGGGGAAGUAGAUGGUAGGUCGUACUGCUGAUCGGGGGGUUCUAGAGAUGACAUGUUAUCCUCCACGCGGCUACAUGCUCCCGUGAAUGCCCUGUGCUAGCUACUCAUUGCCGGACUCCGUCUCGCAACAGCACAGUAACUGUCUUGCCCCCGGGAGCAGAUU